Fusarium sp. VM40 is the source of this 999-nucleotide messenger RNA. NCBI's taxonomy places the organism in Eukaryota, Fungi, Ascomycota, Sordariomycetes, Hypocreales, Nectriaceae. The record is from the annotation of a GenBank genome assembly.
AUGUCUGUGUCUAUACUCAAACGAGCAACUCGCUCACUCCCAACCAGAGCAAUCUCCUCAGGACAGAUAGCCUUUUUACAAACACCAUGCUCCAUCUCUACACCCAUGAGCCAACGACCUAUGCAUACAUCAGGAAACAGCGGUGUAAAGGUCAUGAACUCAGAUCCAAAAGAGUCUGCAAAUGGACACAAACUUGUUUUUGUCGUCACAGGUGGUGCCCAAGGUCUGGGACCGGCUCUGGCUGAGAGCCUUGUAGAAGCCGGUGGAAAGGGCAAGUAUUAUAUCCAGAAUGAUUCUUUUACUGCUUGGAUCGUGCUGAUCAUCCAGACAAAGGCUGGCAAGAAGCCCAGAAGCAUGUUGUCCCAGAAUGGGGAGGAUCACUACACUACCGCAAACAAAACGUACGUACAAGACGCCGAAGGCCUUGACAAGCUCAUCGCCGCUAUCGCAGAUGAGAACCGAGGCCUCGAUGGAGUAAUUGCUGCGGCAGGUAUCCAGCACAUUUCCCCCACCAUCGAGUACCAACCCGAUGAAGUCGCCCAUAUGCUCUCCAUCAACUACACAGGCGUCUUCAUGACCGCCAAAUCCGCCGCGAAGCAAAUGAUGAAGUACAAAAAGCGCGGUAGUAUCUGCAUGAUAGCAAGCAUCUCUGGGCUUAAGGCAAAUCGGGGCCUCAUCUCCCCCGUGUACAACUCCUCCAAAGCAGCCGUGAUCCAACUCGCGCGCAAUCUCGCCAUGGAAUGGAGCCCGAUCCAGAAAGACGGCACCGGUGGUAUUCGAAUUAACUGCAUCAGCCCUGGUCAUAUCAUGACGCCUAUGGUGCAGAGUAACCUCGAGGAAAUUCCUGGCUUGCGGGAGGAGUGGGAGAGGGAGAUUAUGAUGGGGAGAUUGGCUGAGACGAAAGAAUUCAAGGGUACUGCACUGUUUCUGCUGAGCAAUGCGAGUAGUUAUAUGACGGGGAAUAAUCUUGUUAUUGAUGGGGGGCACUCAUCGUGGUAG